AUGGUAGCUGGCACAUCAAGUUUGCACGCCAACUCUUUUAAUUUACUAGCCAUCGAUAACAAUGAAGUAAGCGGUUUUCACGAUGAUAAUCACGUCAAGACCGGGUCGUCUGAAAGCCAACAUUAUGCAAAAAAUAAUAUAGGGGCAAGUAAACCACAGUCACUGUUCUUAAACAUUAUAUCGCAAAGCCCAUCAGGUGAAAAAUUGGGAAAACUCACUCGACCUGAUCAACUUGGGAAUGGCGGAGGGCUUACUAAUGCUAACCCCGAAUGGGUCAAUUUGGAGUUUACAGAUAUCGGCAAAUCGGUAUUUUUAGAUUAUCCGUUAUCCAAGGAUAGAAAAGACUUGAAAGUUUCGAGUAUCAAAACAGCAAUAACUUUAAAUGAUUUAAAUUUAUUGAUCAAUCUAUCAAUUUCUCGUGAAGGCUUGCUUUCCAAUGAACUUAGAUCCCAAGCAUGGCCUUUGUUCUUGGGAAUUACAAACAUCGAUGAUGCUAAAUUGUAUACAUUUGCCCAUGAAAAUGCUCCGGCUCAUAAAGAUGAAAGCCAGGUACUAUUGGAUAUUAAUAGAUCUUUUACAAAUUAUCCUAAAGAUAGAACUCAACUUCCGCUGUUGAGAGUCAACUUGGAGUUGCUUAUAUUCAAAAUUUUGAGAAAAUACCCCAAUCUAUCAUACUACCAAGGAUAUCAUGAUAUCGCCCAGUUGAUAUUACUUGUGUUCAAUAAUAAUGUGGAUAAAUCAUUUAUGUUUUUAGAAAAGUUGACCCUUAUGCACCUCCGGGAUUAUAUGGUGCCGACAAUUAACUCAUCGGUGAAUCAUUUAAAUUUGAUUUUGCUCAUCAUCUACAAUAGGGAUUAUAAUUUUUUCAAAAUUUUGAACAAUCUCAAACCGUAUUAUUCGUUGUCCUCUAUCAUUACUUUAUUCACUCAUGACGUCGGUAGCUAUAACGAUAUUUGCUAUAUUUUUGAUUUCUUGCUCUCAUCUUCAGCCAGCAGCGGAAGUGUUAUAUAUAGUGCUAUUUAUCUCUAUUCAGAGAUUCUUUUGUGCAAUAAGAGCCAGAUUUUAAAUUUGAUUUUCGAAAACAUUUUCAGCAAGAUAAGUGAAAGUACCGAGGACGUGUUGCCUAGUUAUACUAAUUCUUAUAUUAGUGAAAACGACACUUUGACUGAUAGUAUUUUGAGUAACCAUAGUACUGCUAUCAGUGAGGGUACCUUAAACCAAGGAAUCGAUGAAGCUAAAUACCAUAAGGAUUUGAUGGCCAGCGCGGAAACUUAUACAGCGGUUACUGAAAGUCAAUAUAGAAAUACUUCUUCAUUAUCUGGCAGCGAUUUUAUUGGAUAUGCUGACAGUGAUAUUGAGUUGAUUAAUUUUGAUUACUUGCACAACAUUUUGUCCAAUUUGGUUAGUGAUUUUAUCACAAAUAGUCGACUAACCACAGAAAACAAAUCAAUAUUAUUAGAGGUUUUCAAGAAGACUAAUGAAUUGAUGAAAGAUUCUCCGAUAUUCACAGAAAUUCUCGAAAUUGAAGGAUCAAAAGUAUUCCAGAAGACUACUGAUGCAAAAUCUCAAUUAAAAAUCUCCCUCAGUUCCUACUGUGUCCUUAAAAAUACUUCAAAGGUUAUUCCCGGAGGAAGAGGCACCGAAGGUAACCACUCAUUUGACCACCAAUCACUGUCGCUUCUUAAAAAUUCAGAACGAAAUUGUGCUAAAAAUAAUGAUCUAAGUUUGGCUGCCGAAAUAAUGAAUAAGCAAGUUGAAGAAGCUCUCGAGGAGCAGCGGCGCGAACGAGAAGAACAAGAGCGUCAAUUUAAAUUGAUGAUGAAAGAAAAAGCAACUAAGAGAAAUAAAUUGAAACAAUCCAAACAAACUCCAAUGAAUUACUUGAACCUCAUACUUUAUCCAUUGAACAACAACAACUCCGUGGUCGCCAGAUUUUUCAAAAACCACAGAUUUCUCAAGAUCAGCUUUCUCGUCGGUGUUAUUUCGGUAUUCCUUAAUAUUUACUUAUCCGAAAACUCAGAAUUUAAAUUCUUUCAAGGUUUAUAUUUUCCCAAAAAUCACAAUAUCCAAGCGAUGCAAAAUGAACUUUAUAGUUUGGGAAAAAGUUCAUAUUUUGGAAUCAGAACGGUUCUUAAUAGCCAUAAUAGCUUUAAUAUUAAUGGGGUUGUUGAUAGCUUGAGUCAUCUCAGUGAAAAAGUGUUCUCUUGA
Saccharomycopsis crataegensis is the source of this 2208-nucleotide messenger RNA. It is a transcript of the gene GYP8, whose product is annotated as GTPase-activating protein GYP8. NCBI's taxonomy places the organism in Eukaryota, Fungi, Ascomycota, Saccharomycetes, Ascoideales, Saccharomycopsidaceae. The transcript has a single exon. The record is from RefSeq and is a predicted model, not a curated record. Gene Ontology annotation, molecular function: GTPase activator activity. Gene Ontology annotation, biological process: endoplasmic reticulum to Golgi vesicle-mediated transport; positive regulation of GTPase activity. The coding region runs from base 1 to 2208 and encodes 735 amino acids. Gene Ontology annotation, cellular component: endoplasmic reticulum membrane.